Molecule: messenger RNA, 879 nt
Organism: Saccostrea cuccullata (small rock oyster)
Lineage: Eukaryota; Metazoa; Mollusca; Bivalvia; Ostreida; Ostreidae
Exons: 3
Coding region: 16-552 (178 amino acids)
Source: RefSeq, a predicted model, not a curated record
CUUCCUAUUUUCUGAAUGCUAAAUCGCAAAUUACGUGAAUACAAUUUCUUUCAGAGGAAAAGGGAAAUUGAAGUCAUACGAUUUAGGGGGCGAGACAAAAGUAUUCCAACAAAGAAAGUUCCAGUGAUUAUCAACUUUAAUUUAGCCUGUCAAACCUCUCAUGAGGAUUUAGUUAGAGGAAUCACCGACGACUUUGAUUCUAUUCUUAUCAGAAACUCUAAAGACAUACAGGAAAUCCAUGCUAAGGUUUUUAUGGUUUUUGUUGACUUUAACGAACGUAAUAUAAUUCUGGAAGGGGACAGGGAACCACAGCAAAUCAAAAAGGAGACGGUCGAUUAUAUUAUGAAAAUGGGAGGAACCGCUGUGGUGAUAUACCACUUACAUCCCGACUCUCAGAUACUAGAGGACGGUCGUCUGAACUCCAGUAAACUUACUUCCAUAGAAUUCCAUCCCACACUGAAGGAGUUAUCAUCUAGAGAUUGUGUUCUGAGUAUUGAUGAACAAUUCUCCGAAUAUCAAAGAGCACACAUAAGACGUAUUUGUAAUAGAUAGCUAGUUUAUUCUGAAAAAUACACAGAGGUACUGAAUUUUGACUUUACAUUAAUAUCCAUUGACAAAUGUUAUUUUAAUUAGUAUUACCCUUUGUUUUAUUCACUUUUGUAGUGUAGGCAGUUCAUAGCGUUUACUAUAAACUCAUACUUGUAGUUUUACACGUGACUGUCUUUUAAGAGUAAAAAAUAUACAGUAGUGACAUUUUUAUUUGGUUAUAUUUAUCGAUUAUUUUCUGUAGUCAACAUUGAAAAUCAAAAUGCAUUUAUUGUACUGAAACUGAAACUUAAUGUCAAACUGAAUGGUGCUAGAUAUAUGCAUUGUUUACCA